UAAACCCUAGUCGCUCCCCCGUCGCUGAACCAAACUAUCUACUUUAACACACUCUCCUUUUUACACACUGCAUUACUGUCCUGGCCAUCUCUUUCUUUAUUUUAUUCACUAAUCGCAUCAAAGAAACCCAUAUCAUAUCUCAUCAAAACAAGAAAACAAGAUGGGGGCCCAAUUCUCGCAAUUCUUCCCCCCACGCCCGACCUUCACCCUGGCCGACGUGCCCUCGCAGCAAGGAAAAAUCAUCAUCGUGACCGGUGGUUCCUCAGGGAUUGGGUUGGAACUCGUGAACAUGCUAUACAGCAAAGGAGCCACGGUUUACAUAGCGGGCCGAUCGGAAUCCCAAGCCCAGGCCGCCAUCGACCAAAUCCAAGCUACGGCUACAACUACGACGAAAGGCCGAUUGCACUACCUCUCGCUCCAUCUCGACGAUCUGACCACCAUCAAAUCCGCCGUCGAAACCUUUGCCGCCCGAGAAACCCGACUGGACCUGUUGAUCAACAACGCCGGGGUCUCGCAGCCGCCGCUGGGCAGCGUUUCAGCCCAAGGGAUCGAGCUCCAACUCGCGACCAACUGCCUGGGCCCGUUUCUCUUCACCCAGCUCCUCCUUCCGCACCUUAAGGCUGCUGCUGCUGCUGCAAGCUCCGACUCCCCCUCGAAACCAAUCGCCCCCCGCGUCGUCUGGACCAGCAGCCAAGUCGCCGAACUCUCCGCGCCCCCGGAAGGCAUCGUGCUCUCGGAGCUGCAGCACCCGCCGCGCGAUGCCGUCCGGAACUACGCGACCUCCAAACUGGGCAAUUGGUUCCUCAGCGUGGAGUUCGCGCGUCGCUACGGGAGCGGCUCGGCGUCGGCGUCAGCGUCGGGCUCCUCGCCGCUGGUCAGCGUCGCCCAGAACCCCGGGGCCGCCAACACGAACCUGCUCCGCAACGCGCGGUGGAUGAAGCUGCUCUCGUGGCCGCUGCUGCACAAGCCGGCGCUGGCGGCGACCACGGUGCUGUACGCAGCGCUCGCCGAGGAGCUCGACCGCCCCGAGAACAACGGCGCGUAUGUGAUCCCCUGGGGCCGCAUCCAUCCGGGGGUGGCGCCGGGCUUGGCCCGGCAUCUGGCAGCGGAGGAGGAGGGGGGCUCCGGGCGGGCGAGGGAGUUCUGGGAGUGGUGUGAGGAGCGGACGAGGGAUUAUUUGUAGUUGCCGAUUUAUGGAGAUUGACUUUUCGGUGCUUCGAUAUACCGUGAUGAGGCUUAGGAGCGAUGGGUUUCGUCAGAUCGGACUCCUGUUUUUGCUGUAGCGCCUUUGGACGACCUCUUUGCUCUUUUGCUGCUUAGAGCUAGAUAGUCAGAUGAAUUCAGUCUAUACUGGGAUUCUAACUUAGCUCACUUAAACUUCCAGCGGGGUUUACAUGUGCAGGACAAUGCUGCAGCCCGAAGCUCUGCUUCUAUACUAUGAUACUUUCCUG
This is a messenger RNA of Aspergillus fijiensis CBS 313.89, 1451 nucleotides long. RefSeq names its product NAD(P)-binding protein. The transcript has a single exon. The record is from RefSeq and is a predicted model, not a curated record. NCBI's taxonomy places the organism in Eukaryota, Fungi, Ascomycota, Eurotiomycetes, Eurotiales, Aspergillaceae. Bases 161 to 1183 code for a protein of 340 amino acids.